This is a messenger RNA of Epinephelus fuscoguttatus (brown-marbled grouper), 2580 nucleotides long. RefSeq names its product retinol dehydrogenase 7-like. The record is from RefSeq and is a predicted model, not a curated record. Lineage: Eukaryota; Metazoa; Chordata; Actinopteri; Perciformes; Serranidae. The transcript is spliced from 6 exons. Bases 1425 to 2453 code for a protein of 342 amino acids.
AUCGCUAACUGACAGUGAAAUCGACUGUGCUCAGAUUUAAAAAAAUUUUUUGGCUGCAAACAUUUACACUUGCUAUAUCACUGUUGAGUCACUGUAAUGACCACAAGCCACUUGAGAUGUUAUAGAUUGACUCCAGAGAUCCAGAGAAAGAUACUUCAGCUACAGAGGUACAAUUUCACUAUCAUCCACAGGCCAGCCAAGAACAUUCCUGCUGCAGAUAUUCUCUCCAGAUAGUUACUGUCUGAUCAGAGUAACAGCCUCACACAAGGCAUGGACAUGCAGGUAGAUACUGUAUACAGCAGCUCACCUGUCAGGGACACUAAGCUGAAAGAGAUCAGAGCAGAGAUUGAAAAGAGACACAGAGCUCAUGCUACUGAGGAAAACAAUCAAAGAAGUAUGGCCUGAGGAGAGGAGCAUGUGCCCUCAGAGCAUAGCAGAAUAGUGGGGGUGAACUUUCACAGAUAAAUGACAUCAUAUUCAAGAAUGAGAACAUCAUCAUCUCAACCUCACUGCGUGCAGAGAUGUUUUCCUGAAUACAUGCAUUAUAAGUAUAAUUUGGUAAAAGAAAUAAAGUACGUGUUUACAGCUUGAGUGUACUACCCAGCAAAGGAGAGCACUCCAUUUGCUUGUGAGUAUGUACACUUGUCUUCUAUGGUGGAAAAGAUACAGUAAUGACAAUCAAAAGGAAUUCUAGACAGCUUUUAAGACAACAUCAGCAAACUUAUCGAAGACAAAUACGUCACUGAGAUGGGGAGAUUCUACCCUCCACUCCUCUGCAAAUGGAACAUCUAAUGGCACUCGUACACUGUUGUACAACCCUGCAGCUAAUUACCGCAACACCUGAUUUGGUGUGAAUACAGCCUUACACAAGCUUUCUGUGUAUCAAAAUCAGUUCUUUUCAAUCAAAUCUGACGACUGUCACUGCCUUUUAUUAAAUCAAAUAAUAAUCAAUUUCUCAAACUGCACAGUAACUUUUAUUCUUGUAUUUUAAACCUGUCCUAUUUAAGCUUGUUUUUAUUUUCUAUUCUCUUGGCUCUUUAAUGGCUGUUUUCCACAGAAUUCAAUGUCCUUUUAUAUGUGUUUCUUUUGCACUUGGUCUGUUUAUGAUAUUUCAAGUAGAGCACUUGGAAUGGCCUUGUUGUUGAAAUGUGCUAUGUAAAUAAACUUGCCACACCUUACCUAUGAUAUGACAACAAAUGUCCCUAUUGGAUGCACAACAGUGCUUGACUGUAAUUGGUCCAUAGCACAUGCAGACAGACAAAGUUAGUGCAGUAGUGUGUGUGUGUCAAGUUCAGCUUCCUGCAAGACAGCCAACCUGCAUGUGUAUAUUGAAUUAAUACUCUGAGUUGUGGCACAUUGUCGUCUGGAGUAAUCUAUGCACAUACUGAACUAAACAAGACAACAUCCUCUAAAGAACUGUGGCCAUGGUGUCAGCUGACAAUCUCACAACAUAUUUAUUAGAGGUAAUCCUGUCACACAUGGCCUUAACCUGUGCUUCACUUCUGGCCACUCUCACUGUCAUCCGAUGGUACAUCAGAGAUUCCUGCAAGGUUGAUGGCUCCAACCAGAAGCAUGUGUUCAUCACAGGCUGUGACAGCGGCUUUGGGAAUCUGCUGGCCAGGCAGCUGGAUGGAAAAGGCUUCCACGUCAUAGCUGCAUGUCUCACAGAGAAAGGUGCAGCAGAUUUGGCAGCAGCAGCCUCCCCCAGACUGAAGACUCUCCUGCUGGAUGUUACAGACAGCGGGAGCAUCAGGAGGGCGGUGGAGUUUGUGAGCAAAGAGGUCGGAGAGCGAGCAGGUCUGUGGGGUCUGGUGAACAAUGCCGGCAGGUCCAUACCCAUGGGUCCAACAGAAUGGAUGCAGUUGGAAGAUUUCUCUAAGGUUCUGGAUGUGAAUCUGAUCGGCCUCAUUGAUGUGACGCUCCAGUUUCUGCCCCUGCUGAAAAAGGCCCGGGGCAGGGUGGUCAAUGUGGCCAGUGUUAUGGGCAGAGUUACUCUCACUGGUGGAGGAUACUGCCUGUCCAAAUGGGGAGUGGAAGCCUUCUCUGACGGCCUCAGGAGGGACAUGCGGCCCUUUGGUAUCAAAGUGAGUAUUAUCGAGCCUGGUUUCUUCAAGACAGGUGCAAGCAGGCCGGAUGUUGUUGAAGCUGACCUGAGGAGACUGUGGACCCGCCUCCCUCAAGAUGUCAAAGACUCCUAUGGACACACAUUCUUGGAUGACUAUCUGAAAACUCAGGACUUCUCCUUGGGCAUCCUGUGCAGUCCAGAUCUCUCCAAGGUGACCAGGUGUAUGGAGCACGCGCUGACAGCUCGCUUCCCACGCACACGUUACAGUGCAGGCUGGGAUGCCAAGUUUUUUUGGAUUCCUCUGUCCUACUUCCCUUCAUUUGUGUCAGACUUUGUUAUCAGUGCGCUUCUUCCUUCACCUAAGGCUGAAAGACAUCAGCUAAGCUAAACAGCACAAGAGACAUUUCUGAAAGUGAUAAAACUAAAAUAUUGUGACAACAAGGUCAAAAAAGUGUCUAGAUUAUGCUACAAAAUAUAAAAUGUAUUUAUUCACAUCUAAGCAGCAAUUUAAACCA